Xiphophorus maculatus (southern platyfish) is the source of this 9524-nucleotide messenger RNA. RefSeq names its product leucine zipper tumor suppressor family member 3 (gene lzts3b). The record is from RefSeq and is a predicted model, not a curated record. Gene Ontology annotation, cellular component: dendritic spine. The coding region runs from base 5758 to 9054 and encodes 1098 amino acids. Gene Ontology annotation, biological process: regulation of dendritic spine morphogenesis. NCBI's taxonomy places the organism in Eukaryota, Metazoa, Chordata, Actinopteri, Cyprinodontiformes, Poeciliidae. The transcript has 7 exons.
AUGACGGACCGCCGGGAUGCUACAAUCGGUAAAUCAAAGCUGCUGCAUGAUAAGUCGUCAAUGUCAGAGACGCUGUGCAUUUUGAUGUAGAUUGCUUGUGUUAUUGUUUCCCUGUCUUCAGCGAGGGUCGUGAGGUUUUUGUGGGUUUAUUUUUUUUCCCAGUCAGAGGCCUAGUCGGUAAUUGUCAGGGAGCGCAGUGGAUUCAGGGCUUGAUGCGGAUGCUGCUAAAGCCGCCCUUGCCGCCCAGGGAUGCAGAGAAAAGGCAGAGCGAGGGAGUCGUGAGGGGAGGGGAUGGAGGCAGAGCAGCACAUACAUAGCCAGGGUAUUUUACUACUACUACUAUUCAUCCGAGUGGAAGUAAACCUCUAGUAAAUGGGCUGAGAAGGGGAGGUGCAUGGCAUGACUGCAUCUAUCUAUCUAUCUAUCUAUCUAUCUAUCUAUCUAUCUAUCUAUCUAUCUAUCUAUCUAUCUAUCUAUCUAUCUAUCUAUCUAUCUAUCUAUCUAUCUAUCUAUCUAUCUAUCUAAAUACUUAGCUAAUUAGUUUAUCUGAUGGGGUUUCAAUUCCAUUAAUUUCAACAUAAAUAUGGCAUUUUUCACAUUUAGUCCAUUUUGUUUACCUUUUUAUGGCCAAAUUAAAUGCAUCAGUAUGGGAAUAAAUGUUGAAAGCAUACAUAUCCCUGUUAAUCUGGUGCUGUGCUGAAGAAAAUUUGAAAGCUAAAUCAUUUAAAAAUAUUUUUCUGCCUAUGUCACAUAUAUAAUAAUCUGAAAAAAACAAGCAUAUUUUGGGGGAUAAAUAUAAAAAGUAACAAAAACAAACAAACAACAACAACAACAACAAAAAUACAGCUGACCAUAAAUGUGCACAGCCUUAAACUAAUUCUUUGUGGAGUCUAUUAGUAUGCCAUAUCUUAAUUUGGGAGUAUUUGCCCACUCUGUUUGUGAAAGGUCUCACAAUCUAUCAGAGUGUAAGGACAUAUCUUCUUUAGUUGCCCACACAGGUUUGGUGUUGGAUUUACUUACUCUAGGCCAUUCCCAAGCUUUAAAUUUCUUCUGGUGAAGCCAUUCUUUUGCUGAUUUAAAUGUAUGCUUUGGCUCUCUGCAACUAUAAAAAAUAAAGUCCAAGUUCAAUUUUUAGAUUUCUAGCAGGUGCCUACUUAGCAUAUCAAGGGAUACUUUGAUAAAUUCCUCCAGAAAUCACAGUUAAAUCUGAAGAAGCAUUAUGAUGCCACCACCAUGUUUUACUAUGGUUACGGUGUUUGUUUGAAGUUCAGAGCUGUUUUUGUGCCAAACGUAGCUUUUGAAAUCGUUGCUCAAAUGUUUAGGCUUGCUUUCAUCUCACUAAAACACAUUUUCAUGCAAGAUGUUUUUGAGAUUUUAAAGAGGAAUUAAUAUUUUAUUUGAAAAAAAGGCUUCUGUCUUGCAAACCUACCAUAACCAACACCCUCCAAAAAUUAUUGUUCUUUCAGUGUGAUUCUCGUUGUUGUCUUCUUUCUGUUUUGUAGAAAUUUCCAGUUUUUCUAUUAUAGCCAUUUUGUAUUUGUCCAAUGCAUGAGAUACAAGUUCGGGUGUAUUUUUGCUUAAAGCAAAUGUUGCAAAUUAGCCUUUUAGACGCUUUUGAAUUUUUAAAAAAUGUUUGAAGAUAUAUUAAUCUUUGUGUAGCUAAACAUAAAUCUCUCAUUAUUCUGUCAUUUAGCUGAUAUAAAUAUUUUUGGGAAUCUUUACUGACCUAAAAUAGCAAAUGUUUCUGAUUUAAUAUCAGACAGUGAGCAAAAGAUGGUAACAUGUCUUUUGAUACAGUGUUUGUAAAUAUCUGGUUUGAAAUGUAUAUGAUGGUAUGGAUUAUUGUUUUCUAUGCUUUUUCUGAAUGAUACUUUUAUAAAAUGAGAUUGAUUUGCUCAUUUAAAACUUCUUCAAAAACUAUGUCUAAAAGAUGCAAAGCUGAAUUUUAUUUUAGGUUAGCCAGAUCCAUCAUAAUUAAAAUCCAGUGUGAACACAAGUAGAUUGAAAGUAAUAACCUGAAAAAAAGUGUUUUCACACAGUUUUGGGUUAAGGGUGUGCAUACGUAUGUUUAUUCUCCCAUCCCCAACUUUUUUUUGGCAUCAUUCCUUUAAUGUUAUAAGAAACCAGGCAUUUUAACAAAAUUAGAGAUAAAAUCCAGCUACCAAAACAGACAUUGAUGUGGAAGCAGUACGGUCACCACCAUGGUUCACAGAGAAAAGAGCUUCUGGAAUAGAAAAACGCCUUUCAGAGCAGAACAGGAGACACGUUUGACCAACAUAUAGUUGACCAAUCUUUACAUUUAAUUACUGUUAAUUUGUCAGAAAAAGCACACAAAGAUGCACUGAGUGAAUUUUAUCCAACACAGUAAUGAUUCAUCUGAAGAUUUCUUUACUGUUGCAUUCUUUCCUCUUAUUUUGUUAAAAAUAUAAAGCCAGAUAGAAUAAAUACUUCUAUAUAAGACCAUAAAUCAUUAAAUCAAAACAAGCAAAUACUAGGAGACAACUUUCUUUAAAAAUUAUUUGGUUAAAUUUAGAAUUGUUUGUGAAUAUGAUAUGAUAAAAGUAAAGACGUAUAUAAUUAUUUUAAAAUUAUAAAAUGUGUUUGAACCCCUGACUGUUCUACAAUUAUUCCACUCUGCAAAUCAUUCAAAACUGCCAAACUUAUUAUGAAUCUCGUGCCCACAAUGCAUUUCUUCUCACCUGAAAUGUAGCUGAGAAAAAGGGUUUUUUGCCAUCAGGAUGAACUGAGUUUUAAGAACUAUGUUCCAAUCAAAUAUUAAAUUCACCAAUAUUCUACAAAAGGCUACGAAAAACAUUUUUUGGCAACAGCAGAUUUCCAUUCUGUCUUGCUUAUAAUAUGGAUAUAAGAUCAUCCCAAUAACAGUCGAAACAAUCAGCAUGGAAGAGUUGCUGUAAAACUAACGCAGUAGAUUUGUUCAGCCACUUUAAAACAAACAGUUUAUCCCAACACUGUUUCAAAUAUAUUGUUCCCAGGCUUAUCUAACAAUAACCUCAACAAAAACAAGCUUAGAUCGAGGUGUUGAGUUUUAUUGCUGUUUGGUCCUAAAGCAGUCCUACUCCAACAAGUGAUCGACUCUAAACCUGAAUUUGCACACAAAGUUGGUGACAAUGGAGGAAACCAUCGCCAUACUAGUGUUGUUUUUAAAACUACAGUUGCAAUAAUGGGUUAGUUAUGAGAUUUCUGAAUGACAACAACAGAUAUUAAGCUUCUGUAAUACAUAGCAUAUGAGGGAAAAUUGAGUUGACAAAAUUCACUGUGUUCAUUACAGAGCUUGUGUUAAGUACAUUUCUUUCCGUUGUUCUUUUAGUGAAAAAACAACAAUAUUUGCUUUUCAGUUCAGUGAAAAUUUGAGUUGUGUUUUUAUUCACAUGGGCACAAGGGACUUUUUCAAAUUUGUAUUCCUUGACAUCCUGGUAAACAUGUGUAAAAAGCAUUAAAAUAAAGUAAUCCUUUAACUUAAAAUGAAAAAUGUAGAAUAAUCAAAUCUGUAAUUGAAGUACAUUUAUUCAGGGGGGGGAAAUCCCAUGUUAAAAAAUGAUAGUAAAAAUGGGAAAAGUGCUGAUGUGACAGAACUUAGUCUUUAUAGAUUAUAUUGCUGGAUUAUGCAGGGAACUUUGCCCAAUUGCUCCAGAUCAGUGGUGUUCAAACCUAAUGCUAUAGUUGGAAAACUGUCAAGUUAAAAAUAUGCGUGAGAGAAAAAAAUAACAUAGAAAACAAAUUUUACAAAUUUUAAAUGGCCUUCAUCUAUUUUGAAAGUGUUCUGGUAUAUGCCACUAGUUUACUGGUAUUUUAAUUAGUUUGUGAUGCUAUCCAUUCCCAAGCUUAUUAUUAUUUAUUAACAUUGAAUCUUUCACCCCCAUAAAUAAGUGUAUUCAAAUAAAAUUAUUGUUUCUAUUGUUUAUUGUUAAAUUAUAGUGCUGUGAAAAAGUAACUGUCUCAUAAACCUACGUUUUUAGGUUUAGCCACGAGUGUUUCCAAUAACCUAUUUAAGGUCCUGCUGCAGCAUUUUAAUCAGAUUUAUGUAUGGACUUUGACUAGACUACUUCAAAACCUUAAUUUAUCUUCCUUUUAAGCCAUUCAGAGGUGGACUUGUUGGUGUGCCUUGGACCAAGUGUGCUUGAACUUAAAGUCAUGACAGAACAUCCUCAGGAUUUUCUAACAGAGAGCAGAAGCAACUUUGACUAGCAGAAUGAUUUUAUUUUCAAUCCUAAAGACCAGCUAUUACAAGGUGCACACAUUCCCAAAAAGUUCCACUUUUAUCUGUGGAUGAAUGUGAAACAGGCCUCUUUGUUCUUGUUGGUUAGCAGUGGUUUUGGCCUUGGAUUUCUCCCAUAGAUGACAUUUUUGCCUCGUCUCUCUUUCUUGUUGCUAAAUCAUGAACACUGACCUUAGCUGAAGUGAGGCCUACAGUGCUUUAGAUGUUAUUUUUAGUCAUUUUGUGACCUGGAUGAAUUGUUGAUGCACUCUUUGAGUAAUUCUGGUAGGCCGGUCUGACCUACUCCCAUGUUUUCUCCGGUUGUGGAUAAGUGGUCUUACUGUAGUUUGCUGAAGUCUCAAAGCCUUUGAAAUUACUUUGUUGUCAUUUUCUCAGAAAGAUAGAUGUCGGUUCUUUACAUUGGGACAGGAUCAAUUGCUGUUAGAAAACAUGUAGCCACUGGAUGGGUAAUAUGAACUUAAAGUUUUAUCAUGAUUGUAAUGAAGGUCUUCAUUACUGGGAUGAACACACUUAAAAGGGUGUGUUGAAUAAGAAACAGAUACAGAUUGAAGUAUUUUAUUGUUUGAUAUUUUGUGAUACUAUUGUGAUAACAAUAAAAGUGAUGAUAAGAACAAUUUAUUACUUAAUUUUUUAGGGUGACUGUAUGACUGCAACUGCAUUGCACAGCAAUCAUAGCCCCACAAACACAAACACUACUCUUCAAAGACAUACCCAUUUCCAAUAUGCUUCGUUUGGGCACCAGUCACAUAAAGAAGUGAUUUAUAUCACUAACCUGCACACAUUUAAUUAUAUUUUGAAAUGUAUAGAUAUACGUUGAACAAACUGGAAAAAAAUAGUAAAGAGAAUAACAAUCCCAAAAAUAAGGCCAGUUGUAAAUAUCACUUCAUUGGAAUUUAUCAUGACAACAAUAAAUUUAAAGUCUUAUGACAAGAAAUGCAUCACAAUAAAUAAUAAAUGAUAAAAAAUUUAUUCUCACCUCCAGUUUAGCCUGUUUCCCGUUCUCAGAUCCAUUUAAUUGAUUUCUUGAGGUUUGGCAGUGGCCCGGAUGUGGGAAGUUAAAUUAAAGCAAAAAAAAAAAAAACUUUUUCCCAACACUUUAUGCUCCAGGAGAGCAAGAGGUUUAGAUCUGAAGACUUUUAACACAUCUUAACCACAGGUACCUGUGUGUUAUUGGAAAUUCUCUCUAUUUGCCCCUCCCAUAAGCAAAUAAUCGGUUUCAUAAUUUUCAACUUUUUUUACCGGUCAGACUAAUCUUUGUGACCCUUUUGGUUUUUCAUGGUGGUGGGAGGACCACGAUGCCCCUGUUUGUGAGCAGGAAUCUAAUUUGCCUCUAAUAUUGUAUAACUAGUCAUUAUGCAAUUAUUAUAUUGUAUAACUGCUUUCGUUUUUCUGUGUUCCUCUAGUGUGUGUGCCCCCACUACCUGCAUUAGGUUGUGAUGACCCACACUACUUCCAAAUGUAUCUGUGACCCUCCCCAAUCCUGACUCCUAACCUCUAAUCCCUGACCUUUGACCUUCACUAUGGGCAGUGUUGGCAGUGGGGUGGCAGGAGAGCAGGAGUUUGCCAUGAAGUCCGUGGGCACGAGGACCACCCUGCCCCGAGCCCCUCCUCUCUCUCGCCGUUGCCCUGCAGACCGCAGCUGCAGCGCCGAGCGGCUGCCUCGCCCCCCGGCGACUAUUUCGGACGGGACGGCGUCAAGCGAUGAGCGAGGCAGUGUUAGUAUCGGGACUGGGACCUGCACCGGGACUGACAGGCCAACAGAGACAGUCUCCUCAACCCACACUGAAUGUACCAUGACCGCCCCCUCCAACAACAACCAACUGGACUGUGGGAACGUAGCUGUCAGGAGGGAGAGGGAGUGGGACAGGGAGAGGCAGCGCGAGAGGGGCAGGGACCGGGACCGGGACAGAGACUGGGACCGGGAGAGGCUCGAGAGGGAGCGCGAGAGGGAGAGAAACCGGGAGAGGGAGCGGGAGCGGGUGGAGAGGGAGAGGCUGGAGCGCGAGAGGGAGCGAGAGAGGGAGAGGGCCCGGGAAAGGGAAAGAGAGAGGAUAGAGAGGGAGAAGAUAGAGAGAGAGAGGGAGCGAGAGAGGGAGAGAGAAAGGGACCGCGAAAGAGAGAGGCUGGAGAACGAGCGGAUGGAGAGAGAGAGGGAGAGGGAGAUGCAGAUGCAGGCGGCCGGUCUGGAUGUUUGUGGAAACAUUGUGGGUCGAGGAGUCAGCGAGAAGACCAGUGUGGGCAUGAACCACCACCAGCACAGAGAGAUGGUUGCAACUAGAACCGACAAUGAAAACAAUCCAGUCGGCCACAACCCACCAAACCACAACCCGCCCAAGAUCAUGGCCGUGUCAGGAAAACUGGAGCAGGCGAUGCAGAGCACCUCCGGCCUCGUCCGUCCCUCCGCCUUCAAGCCGGUGGUUCCCAAAAGCUUUCACUCCAUGCAGAACCUGGUGGGCCAGGCGGGAGGGGCCGGGGGCGAGGGAAAGACUGACGCCAGGGGCGAGGGGUUCAGUGAGGGCAGAGUAGGCAGGAGAGGCAGAGACGCAGUGGGAGGGGAUGGAGGGGUAGUGCCAGAGGCCCUGCUGCUGGACCAAGACAGUCCAGUUAGGGUCAGCAGGAGUGAUGGAGGGGGAAAUGGUACUGAAGUGGUUCAGGGAGGGAUGUCAGAUUCAGGGAGAAACUCCCUGACUAGUCUGCCCACCUACACAGGCUCGGGGUCUGGAUGUGGGCCCCCAGCGGUUUUAGGGCCCCUAAGUGCUUCUACCAGCCACAUUAACAGGUUGGGCAUGGCGGGGGCAGCUGCAGGUCUGGACAAACUGGACAAACCUGGCUACCAGCAGAACGGGCUGAGCGCCUCAGACAGCGGUCGGUCCUCCUCAGGGAAGAGCUCCUCGUCCUAUCAGAGGCUGAGCCACCUGAGUGACGCUCCAGCACCUCUGCGACCCUCCCCCUCGUCUGAUGACAUCAUCCAGGACCUCGAGGACCGACUGUGGGAGAAAGAGCAAGAGGUACAGCACAUGCGCAGGAACCUGGACCAGAGUGAGGCGGCCAUCAUUCAGGUGUUUGAGGAGAAGCAGCGUGUUUGGGAGCGGCAGAUGGACGAGCUGAGACAGAACUACGCUUCACGUCUGCAGCAGGUUACCCGCCGGGCUCAGCGUUCCCAGACCGCUCUGCAGGCCCAGAUCACUCGUCUGUCUCAGGACAAGAGGAGGCUCCAGGAGGAGAUGGCGGCCCUGCUGGCUCAGAGAGAGGAACUGGAGAGAAAGUGCCUGGACUACAGGAAAGAACAGGCUGACAUCCUGCCGCGUCUGGAGGAGACCAAGUGGGAGGUUUGUCAGAAAGCAGGUGAGAUUUCCCUGCUGAAGCAGCAGCUCAGAGAGAGUCAGGCUGAAGUGACCCAGCGGGCCGGAGAGAUGGUGGCCCUGAGGGGCCAGCUGAAGGAGCUCAACGCCCAGCUGAGGGAGCGGGAGGAGGUCAUGCUGGGUCUGAAGGACUCCUACAGCACAAAGUGUCUGGAACUGGAGAAGUGUGAAGGCGAGCUGAGGAGGACACUGUCUGAGGUGUCCAUCCUGAGAGAGAAGCUGGGUGUGUUUGAGGCAGAGGUGCUAAGUUUAAAGCGUGCUCUGAGUGAAGCGAGCAGAGGAGCAGAAGUGAUUGUGAGCCCGAACUUAGCUGCAGCAGGGCUGCUGCCACCGUGGGGAGCAGUCCACUGCCCUCGAAACCCAACUGAGCCCUCCACCAGCUCACUCACCCCCACAUCCGACACCCUGCUCAGCCUGCAGAGCGAUGAAGCUAAAGCCCAAAGGCAGGAAGCUCAGAGACAGGAGAGGCAGCAGCGUGAAGAAGCUCAGUGGCGCGAUGUGCAGCACCGACAAGAUACCCAUAUGCAACAGGACAUCCAAAUGGGUCAGAACCCGCAGAUCAGACCGGAGGCCCAGCUCCGCCAGGAAGCCCAGCUCCGGCAGGAGGCUCACCUUCGCCACGAGGCCCAAAUCCGCCAAGAAGCACAGCUGCGUCAGGAGGCCCAGCUCCGCCAUGAGGCUCAAAUGCGCCAAGAGGCCCAGCUCCGUCACGACUCCCAACUCUGCCAGGACAUGCAGCUGCGUCAGGAAGCCCAUCAGCCACAGCGGGCGCAGGAGGGCCACUGGGAUGAGGCUGGGGAGCUACGCAGGCAGCUUGAGCAGCUGCAGGGUGUACUGCGCUUGGAGCGGCAGCAGCGGGAACGACAAGCCCUCAACUUUGACCAGGAACGGCACACCUGGCAGGACGAGAAGGAACGGGUUUUGAAGUAUCAGGCACAACUGCAGCUCAGCUAUGUGGAAACUCUACAGAAAAACCAAGCUUUGGAAAAGCGGAUGAGCCAGUUGGGAACCAAGCAAACCACGGUCUCCACCACUACUGUUACCACUACCACCACCACUUCCCCAACCUCCUCUAACUCUCCGCCUCCAGCCAUGUCACCAUUGUCUCCUCAGCAACUCCCUUCCUUCUCUGGUCCUUGUUCCCUUUCUGGUCCUUCUUCUCUCUCUGGUCCUUCUUCUCUUUCUGGUCCCCCUUCCCACUCUGGACCUCCAUUUCUCUCUGGUCCACCUUCCCUUUCUGGCCCUCCUUCCCUCUCUGGUCCUCCUUCCAUGUCUGGUCCUCCUUCUCUCUCUGGUCCGCCUUCCAUCUCUGUUCCUCCUUCCCUCUCUGGACCCAUCGCCCUCACUCUCUCUCCUCCCUGUGAAGACCAAAAGGGCCCCCCCUCACUCCACCAGCUCGCUCCUCCAUGGGCCGGACCGUCGCGCCUGGAGAGGAUAGAGUCUACAGAGAUAUAGACACAGAUUCAUGAUGCUAAUGCUCAUUUUUUCUACACUCACAGUGGUGAGGCCUCUUACACAAAACCCAUUUCAGCAUACAGUAGAAAACAAGGUCUAAAACAAUCACUUUUUUCAAAGCAACAAACCUAUCAGGAACAAACAUCAUAUCAACAGGAAACUGAACUACAUUCUGCAUUAUUGCUGAAUUUUUAACCUCCUAAGGGGCCUUUCUGUCUCUCUUAGUGUUGCACACGGAUACAUCUUACAUUAUCAGAAAUGUGUGCUAUAUGGUUGGAUGGCAAAAAAAUAGAAAACCAUGAAAAAAAAUUUUAAUUACAGACCUAAUACAUGCAUCAUUUAAUUCCCACGCCAGAAAAGGAACAAGACAAUCAGGGAUAUUGUCGGAAAUGAUUAACCCUCUAUGGCAUGGCGUUGCCCUCAGGCAACAAACCACAUAGCUGUACCUCACAUUGCUCCUUUAUUUUAUU